This is a messenger RNA of Acaulospora colombiana, 420 nucleotides long. NCBI's taxonomy places the organism in Eukaryota, Fungi, Glomeromycota, Glomeromycetes, Diversisporales, Acaulosporaceae. The record is from the annotation of a GenBank genome assembly.
AUGGCCGAGACAGCCCAUGGCCAGGGCAAGAUCAUCACGUUGAACGAUUACAUCUGUAACACCGUAAAUAAGCGCGUUCGCAAAAAGUGGUACGAGUGGGGGGCGACAGUGGUUUUUCGUGGGGAGAGGGAUGUUGCACGUACAUAUAUCGCACCAGACGGGAGCGGGGUUCUGGAUAUUGCCGUUCCAGACGAUAUUGUUGAUGAGAAAGACGAGGUUCCCCAGAAAAGCCCAGAAUAUAAAGAUGAGGCCGGGAGGGCUAAAAGAGCUAGAGAGAGGCCACAGGCCACUGUAUGCGCUAUCUGGCGCAUUGCAGAUGUAUCAAAAGUACAAGAAGUGGGAGGAGAGCUAUAUUCUGGGGAGGUCGAAGGUGGACGAGAGUGCCAAAGUCGAGUGGAAAAUAACCCUGUGGCCCUGUUG